AAAUUAUUCAUUUAUUAACUAAUUCAAAAUUUAAAAUAAGAAUUAAAAAAUAUUUAUUUGUAAGUAAUAAGACUGUUUUUAAUAAAAAUAUGUAUAUUGAAAAAUAGAUAGUAAAAUUACACACAGUUAUAAAACUUCUAUUUGUACGAUUAUUAUCAUUUUUACAUCUCGUUAAUUUUUUUAGUUAGGUUUAAAGAUUUUAAAUAGUAAUUUAAUAGUUAAAAUAAAAAACGGAAAUGUUUUCUAAAGAUGGACAUAUAUUUAAAAUUAAAACAUUAGUUACGUGCGAAAGAAGUUUUUGUUUUAAACGUAUUUCAAAACGCGGGAAAUACAGUUACUCGCGCUUUUUAAAAAAAAAAUUGUUUAUUAAUGUAGUUAAUAUGUAAUAAAAUAGCAUGUAAUGCUUAAUUGUAAUGGUUGUAACAAAAAUAUGGUGCUCUAUCAACAAACACAAUUCAUAGUUACUCCCAUUUUUAUAGAUUUCUUGUAAUUUUAUGCUUGGAAUGUUUAAGAAAUUAGAUACUAACAAAGAGGAUACAUAUGUUUUUAUUCAAGAAUAGGGUAUUCAAAUUAAUGUAGGUAAUUAAGAGCUUUGAGCUCCCAAAGAGGUAAAAAACAGAACACAAGCAAGGAAACCAGUUGAAUCCACGUCAAGAUAGUCAAUCUCGUCCGUCAAUCCUUCACACAAACGCUAGUAUCACCGUUGAAACACAAACCUUCCACUAAGAAGAGACACUUGGCUAAUUUUACUGCAAAAGUUACUUGGAACCAACCAGUAAAUAUAUAUAUAUAUAGACAUGAGAUGAAAAGAAAGACACAACAAUAAGAAGAAGAAGAGAAGAACAAGCUUUGUGUUUUCCUCUUUUGAAUUUUCUCAUCCCGCCUUUAUCUGCAUUAUGAUCUUCAAGAUGAUGAGGAUGCUUGGUUUAGGAUACUCUGGCUCGCCAAAACCGGUUCGGAUCGUUGUGGUUGGUGAGAAGGGAACUGGGAAAACAAGUUUGAUCAUCGCUGCAUUAAAUGAAUCUUCUCAACCUCAGCCAAACAUCCCUCCUGUGUUACCUUACACCACUUUCCCUUCGGAAUGGUUCCGUGACCCUAUUCCUGCUACCAUCAUCGACACUUCUUCAAAACCGGAAGAUAGAGAAAAGGUCGUUAAGGAAGUGAAAGAAGCAGAUGCAAUUGUUUUGACGUUUAUAGUCGAUAUAGCUGAGAGUUUGGACCGUUUAAGUGAAUAUUGGCUUCCUCUGUUUCGACAACUAGAGGUGAGAGUCCCUAUCAUAAUGGCAGGUUGUAGCGUUACCAACAGAGAGUAUCAUAAUCAAAGCGGUAUUGAAAUAAUAACAACAUCUAUAAGGGAACAAUAUCUAGAGAUCGAGACAUGUUUCGACUGGUCUGCUCAUCAUAUUGCUCGGAAAGUAUUUUGGUAUGCGCAACAUGCUGUUACUAACCCUGUCGGACCAAUAUAUGAUAAAGAAACCAGUUCAUUGAAGCCUCGUUGUGUUGCUGCAUUAACUCGUGUAUUUGUACUCUCUACACGUGACACUGAUUUCAUUCUCAAUGAAGCCGGGUUAAACAAUAUUCAGGCUCAAUGCUGCUAUGAACCAAUGACACCUUCUCAAAUUAGAGGACUAAUAGACUUUGUGCAAGCACGGUCUCCACUAGGAGUUGAUGAAAACGGAAUCACAAUAGAAGGUUUCUUGUUUAUAAACAAAUACCUUGUGGAACAAGGAAGGAUCAGAAAGGUAUGGGAUAUACUCAGAAAAUUCGGGUAUAACAAUGAGUUAAGACUCGCAGAUGAUAUGAUUCCAUAUUCAUCAUUCAAACACAUGCCUGAUCAGAGUGUUGAGCUGUCUGAUGAAGCUACUCGUUUCUUAAGGGGAGUCUAUAAGAAUUUGGAUGAACACAGUGCUAAUAACUUGGGACCUCAAAUGAUUGGAUUUGUCUUUCAAAUUUCACCUGAAAAUCCAUGGAGCAUAGCUCCUUAUAAAGAUGCAUCAGAGAAAACUGAUGAUGGAGGAUUGUCACUUGAAGCUUUCCUCUCACUGUGGAAUUUGCUGACACUAAUAGAUCCAGCUAGGAGUCUUGAAUGUUUGAUAUGUCUAUGUUAUCCAUCUUCAGCAGUUCGCGUUACUAGGAGAAGAGCAAUAGACCGUAAGGAGCAGAACUCUGAAAGAAGAGUUUUUCAGUGUUUUGUCUUUGGCCCCAAGAAUGCUGGAAAAUCUGCAUUGCUCAAUCGAUUUAUCGGAAGGCAAUAUGAUGAUGAGAACAACAACGGAUCAAAUGAGGAACGUUAUGCUGUUAAUAUGGUUGAGAACGAUGGUGUAACUGAAGAUGUUAAGAAAACUCUGGUGUUGAAGGAAAUUCAAAUGCAAGAAGAUGGAUUCUUAUCAUCAAAUGAAGCGUUGGGAGCUUGUGAUGUAGCUAUCUUCCUUUACGAUUCUUCUGAUGAGUCUUCUUGGAAGAAAGCCAUUGAUUUGCUUGUUAAGGUUGCAACCGCUAGUGAAGACGCUGGUCUAAAGUUUCCUUGUCUAAUGGUUGCAGCUAAAACUGAUCUUGAUUCAUUCCCAGAGGCAAUUCAAGAAGCUACUAGAGCCACACAAGAUCUAGGGAUUGAAGCUCCAAUACCAAUAAGUUCCAAACUUGGAGAUUGCGAUAACUUGUUUCAAAAGAUAUUAACCGCGGCUGAGCAUCCUCAUUUAGGUAUCCCAAAGAUUAAGUCGAAGAAGAAAAGGAGUCGCAAGCUAAUGAAAAGAUCUCUAAUGCUGGUUUCAAUUGGGACAGGGGCUCUGAUCGUUGGGCUGGCUUCAUUCCGUCUCUAUGCCGCAAGAAAGCAGAGAUAACCUUGUAGCUGAAGAAAGAUCCAAACCUGAAAAUAUGAAUAAAUAUAUUGUAGUUUAAGUUGGUUGUUCAUGGAUGCCUUGUUUAACAAGUAAAGAACUGUUAUCUAUAGAUUUUACUUCUAAAA
Molecule: messenger RNA, 2965 nt
Organism: Brassica napus (rape)
Lineage: Eukaryota; Viridiplantae; Streptophyta; Magnoliopsida; Brassicales; Brassicaceae
Product: mitochondrial Rho GTPase 3-like
Exons: 13
Coding region: 897-2840 (647 amino acids)
Biological process (GO): regulation of mitochondrion organization; small GTPase-mediated signal transduction; mitochondrion organization
Cellular component (GO): mitochondrial outer membrane
Molecular function (GO): calcium ion binding; GTPase activity; GTP binding
Source: RefSeq, a predicted model, not a curated record